Alternaria ventricosa is the source of this 1026-nucleotide messenger RNA. RefSeq lists its product as uncharacterized. The coding region runs from base 1 to 1026 and encodes 341 amino acids. Gene Ontology annotation, molecular function: hydrolase activity, acting on ester bonds. NCBI's taxonomy places the organism in Eukaryota, Fungi, Ascomycota, Dothideomycetes, Pleosporales, Pleosporaceae. The transcript has a single exon. The record is from RefSeq and is a predicted model, not a curated record.
AUGAAGCUCAUCGCGAGGUCAAGCAUCUUCCUGACACUUUUUGUGCAUGCAAUUGCUGCCCCCGCGCAUCCGAAGCAGAAGCAAAACUCUUUCAAAUGGCAUUCUACAGAAUCUCUGAUAGCCUUUGGAGAUAGCUACACAUACGUGCAGGGCACUCUCGGCCACCAAAACUACACCUUCAUUGGCGAUGAAUUCAACUUCUCCUUCACGCCCGCACAGCUCUUCUCGAAUCGCAUCGUGCAGAACCUUACGGGAACGGCAGAAGGAGGCCCUAAUUGGGUGGAGUUUUUGACUGGAUGUGGUGUUGAGGAUGGUCUGCAUAAUCCAAAAGAGUGCGAUGUUCAGCUCUGGGAUUUUGCAUAUGCUGGGGCGAAUACUAUCGAGGAAACUGGGUUCACACCCCUUCAUCACAACCAUACUGUCUCUCUGGAACGGCAGAUCGCACAGUUUGCCUCCUACGGCAAUCCAGCUCUCGAGUCAAUUCACUUCAACAAGAACAAAGCGCUCGUAGCGAUAUGGAUCGGCAUCAACGACAUCAAUGACCUCGUAUCAACCCAAGGCAAGAACGCUUCUUUUGCGCCACUCUACGAGAAGAUUCAGGACCGAGUCUUCGAGAACGUGAAGAAGAUCUAUGAGCUUGGCUACAAGAACUUCCUCUUCAUGAAUCUACCGCCUCUUGAUCGUGGGCCAGGCACGCCCAAUGUCAACGCGUCGCUCGUUGCUUCUUUCAACAAGAUCCACGCUACACAUGCCAACGCCUUUCAGUCUAGUCACAAGGACGUGAAGGUGCUUCAGUUUGACGUCAAUAGUGUUUUGAACUACGUUUUGGAUCAUUACCAAGACUACGGGUUCAAGAACGUCACCGACUACUGCCCAGGAUACAAUCAGCCAGAUAUCCUGACAAAUCCAAGCCAAUAUGGAUGCACGGACUUGGAUACGUACUUUUGGUACAAUUCAGGCCACCUGACGAGUCGGACGCAUGAGGUCAUGACAAAAGCCUUGAAACGAUGGUUGGUAAAGCAGUAA